UAGAUUAGACAACAACUCCGCACAUGCGAGAGUUGUUUUAGGGUUUUCUUCUUCACUAUAACACCGCCACUCAUCCUUUGGAUAAUACAGUUAUGCUCACAUCUCUCUUCUAAUCACCGCCUCUAAUCUCUCCAUCUCCGUUAUCGCCGAUCAGCCUUCACAUUGCUUUCGCCUGUUAUGUCCAACAAUGUCUUGCCUCAUCAGCCUUUACCUGUAAGUACACAAAUGAUGGGUCCAUGCGUUGAUGUCUCUACUUCGGAAGUGAGAUUCAUGUCAGAACCAAACUGUAACUAUCAAGAAGCUCAGAUCUCUGAGAGGCAAAAGGAUUGUAAUGUAACAAUGCAGUCAUCGUUUGUGCCUAAUGGUGCCAUUGUAGGAGGAUCCAUGGACACAAGUAAGCGAAAGACACCUUUGCAUCCUCAACCAUUGGCUGUGCAAAAUAAACGGAUGGUACCGAACCGAUCUGAGCUAAACAAAGGCCCCAAGUCAGCUUCUGUUUCGCCUAAAACACAGUAUUUGCCUCCUGCUUCGUUGUGUAAGAAUACUUCUUUCUCUUGUAAUAAUAAUAAUAAACCUGGGAAGCCAACUACAGCGAGGAAACAAGCUUCUCUGCCGGUGAAACCUCAGAGCGAGUCUUCUAAUGUUGUGAGGUUUAAAAUGAGAGAAUCGUUAGCAAGUGCACUGGCGAUGGUGCAACGCCAAAAGGAGACGAAAAGGUUACAUAGUAAGUCUGUGGAAGUUCUUGUUAGUGAUCCAGACUCGGCUGCUUCUGGAGUUGAUGUGAUGGUGUCCAAUGGAGGAGGUGCCUCUGUUCAGACAGUUGUACCGGAGAUUUUGACCAUGGCCAAGACAAGUGACAUCACUGCACAAGAACCCUUUUCGCUAGCUCAUGUUUCAUAUAGUGACAAUGUGUUACGAAAUGACCUCUCUUGGGAUCUUGAGUCAGAUGAAAUGACUGGAGCAACGGCUAAUGGUUGGAGUCUGGAGAAGCUGUUGCUGGAUCCAAAAGUUUUGGCAUUCAAAAUAGAAGCAGAGCUCUUUAAGUUAUUUGGAGGUGUGAGUAAGAAAUAUAAAGAGAAAGGAAGGUCUCUCUUGUUCAAUUUGAAAGACAAGAGCAAUCCUAAGCUCAGGGAAAAGGUUAUGUACGGAGAAAUUGCAGCGGAGCGGUUGUGUUCAAUGUCAGCUGAGGAACUCGCUUCAAAGGAGCUAGCGGAGUGGCGACAAGCGAAAGCAGAGGAGAUGGCUCAAAUGGUUGUUCUGCAGGACACAGAGGUGGAUAUCAGAAGCUUGGUAAGGAAAACACACAAAGGAGAGUUCCAAGUGGAAGUGGAGCCGAUGGAUAGCGGCUCGGUGGAGAUCUCUGUGGGAUCGAGUUCGCUUAACUGGUCUCGACCGAAGAGUAUCAAGAAGAAAACACUUGGAGUCAAGAAUGAGUUGAGCAACACUAGUGAGGUCUCUGCUCUAGUUAACUGUGUCAGAGUAGAUGAUGUGAUGCAGGCUGCCACUGGAUGUCUUCCUCCAAUUGUUUCUCUUGAUGAGUUUAUGUCAUCCGUAGAUUCAGAAUCUCCAUCUGAGUCCUUGUCUUCAGAUAUUGGGAAAGGACCUUCCGAAUCAGAGGCUAAUAUUGAUCUUGGUACAUCACAAGUUAAGGCUGAGGCAUCACCAGUUAAGGCUGAGUCGUCAAAGCCUUAUUCGGAUUUGAAAUCAGUUUCCAUACCUGCGGGUGAACGUCUAUGGGAAGGUGCACUCCUGUUGAGUGUUUCUUCUGUGGUCUCUGUCAUCGGCAUUCUGAAAAGUGGCGAAAAAACCACUACAAAGGAGUGGCCUGUGUUGCUAGAGAUCAAGGGUAGAGUCAGAUUAGAUGCAUUUGAGAAGUUUGUUCGAGAGCUCCCAAAUUCCAGGAGUCGUGCUGUAAUGGUUAUGUGUUUCGUCUGCAAAGAAGAAUGCUCCAAGAUAGAACAAGAAACCAUUUCUGAGGUGGUGGAUUCAUACUCUAAAGAUGAGAGAGUUGGUUUCGCUGAACCGGUUUCAGGAGUUGAGCUUUACCUUUGCCCAAACCGUGGCAGAACCACCGAGAUUUUAAGCAAUAUUGUUCCAAGAAACCAACUUGAUUUCUUGAAAUCUUUAGAUGAUGAUGGUCUUAUAGGUGUUGUUGUAUGGAGAAGACCACAAUUAGAAAAACCACCAAUAUCUUACUCUCACAAGAACCACGGUUCUCCGUUAACCACAUUUAAUACGUCUCGUUACGGUAACAUGCUGCCUCAGGUCAACAACCAUGAUGAUGGUGGUGAUGUGCCUCCGGGGUUUGGUCCAAUGGCCGUGGCUAGGAGGGAUGAUGGUGAUGAUGAUGAUGACUUGCCUGAAUUUAACUAUUUGUCUCGUGGAGAUGUUGUCAUGAACCGGACAAGCAGGUCCCAUUCUGUAAGAGAGCUAAUUCAUAAAUAUGGACAAUCUGAACCUUUGUGGAAUCAAGGUUUUAAUAAUAAUGGCUAG
Molecule: messenger RNA, 2493 nt
Organism: Raphanus sativus (radish)
Lineage: Eukaryota; Viridiplantae; Streptophyta; Magnoliopsida; Brassicales; Brassicaceae
Exons: 5
Coding region: 178-2493 (771 amino acids)
Biological process (GO): DNA-templated transcription
Cellular component (GO): nucleus
Source: RefSeq, a predicted model, not a curated record